Messenger RNA from Dromiciops gliroides (monito del monte), 2611 nucleotides. Its product is annotated as stimulated by retinoic acid gene 6 protein-like. The record is from RefSeq and is a predicted model, not a curated record. Gene Ontology annotation, biological process: vitamin A import into cell. Gene Ontology annotation, cellular component: plasma membrane. The transcript has 19 exons. Gene Ontology annotation, molecular function: retinol transmembrane transporter activity; signaling receptor activity. Lineage: Eukaryota; Metazoa; Chordata; Mammalia; Microbiotheria; Microbiotheriidae. Bases 261 to 2063 code for a protein of 600 amino acids.
GAAACAGCUCCAGCUCAAGGGCCAGGGAGAGGACUCAGAAAGAGACAGAUGAGUUCCUACUUGAGCUGAGGGAGGUCUCAUCAUUCACACGGUUGCGAUUGAGGGACAGCUGCUACUUGAGAGUGGAAAAGCUCCCUCUUCUUAAAGAACCAAGAUGCUUCCCACAUAUGUAUGGAUCUUAGCACUUGGAGCAGGAAGUAAGAGGACUCUUUCCAAGAAGGACUGCCCAAACAAAUAGCACCUGUGAAACCUCAAUUGACAUGGAACUCUUCCUGCAUUACUCACUCAUUCCAUCAUUUUUCAUAAUUUUGGUUCUGUCCUACCUCCAAAGAAGAGUUCAUCACAAGCAGCUAGAUGACAAGUCAUACCUCCUUGGUAUCCGUUUUGGGAUUGUAAUGCCCCUGGAUUUCAUUGGAACAUUCAAUAAUCGAUGGUCAUAUGGAAUUGCAUUUGGAGCAACAGCAAAUAAAGUCAUGUUCUUAUUUUCUGAAGGUUACCAGCCCUUGCAAGUACCACAAUGGGCACAAGCUAUUGUGCUCCUGAUAGGAGGCAUUGAAGUUGGACUCUCGCACUUCCCAUUUUUUGCCUGCCUUUCAUCAGAUUUUCGACUAAUAAGUUCCAUUCUUGGAUUUGUGUACUCUUUAAUAUGGUUUACCAUCACAGUCUUGUAUAUUGUUCAAUGUCCACACGGGCAGCUAAUUGGGGCAUAUGAAACUGUUAUUUUCUAUUGGCCUUCCAUGCUGUGUCUGGCUUUCCUCCUGGGCCGUUUUGUGUACAUGUUUGUAAAAGCUCUGAAGAUUCAUCUUGGUUUGGAGGUUCAAAAUGAAGAAAGAUCCUUUCUGGAAGUUCAUCAAGCAGAGCAUGUGAAACAACUCAUGAGGAAACCACGAGAACAAGAGAAUGAGAAAUCCUGGUUCCAACGUAGGAUCUAUGAGUGGGAUCCAUAUUUUCAAUUCCCAAGUCGAAUGAUUGGUUCUACUGUGUUAGCCUUCAUCUGCUUAUAUCUUUUCAUUAUAAUUGAAUUCUGCGUGUACACGUACAUUGUACGAGAGCUAAACGUGUUUGAGGGGGGACUGGAGAGCUACAUUGCUUCAGUUAAUGAUACAGGAGUACUGACACCAGCUAUUCUACAGAUAAAGGAGCUGAUUGACGUGGCAAAAGGUGUUUGGAUGCUGACCAUUUUUUCUGCCUCCCUCACUUGUAUAAGCUACUUAUUCCACAUUUUAGCCUGCUACAGAAAACAUAUAAAAAGGCUGUGGUUAGGCAAGAAAAACUUUAUUCCUUUGAAGUUUCACAAUCCUUCUUCUUCCAACAGUGUGGUGGCCAUAGCAAGAUAUUCAGGUUGGCAAAUAGCAUAUAUUUUGUGGGGUUACCUCAUCAUUCAUGUGGUCCAGUGUCUGUUUGGUGUGAUGAUCAUGUAUGGUUUGGUUUUACCAAUAAUUCACAACCAAGCACUGGAAAUGCUGAAAGGCUUGGGCAUUGGAAUUCUCACCAUUUCUAUUGUUGUGGGACUCAUGGUUUUACAACUAAAGAUAGCAGCUAGAUUUUUUCUUCAGCCAAAGAUUAAACCUGGAGAUAAGCAAAAACCAUUAGCUCUAAAUAAUAGGAAAGCAUUUCACAACUUCAAUUAUUUUCUGUUUUUCUACAAUGUGCUUCUGGGCCUGGGAGCUUGUUUGUUCAGACUAUUUGUCAGUUGUAUCCUGGGAACUUGGUUAAUGGCACGCAUAGACAGAACUAUCAUGCAGACUGGUUAUGAAGCUGCAGACAUGGGAUUCCAAGCCUGGAUUGGCAUGCUGUUUGUGGACCAUUAUCACACCAACCCUGUACUCGUUGGUUUCUGCCAUAUCUUGCUGAUGGUCAACAACGAAAGGAAACUACAGAAGUCCACCCCCUACUGGCACUUAAAUCAUUCAUCUGGUCCUAGAGUUUCAAUAAAGUCCAGAACAAGAUGGUUCUUGCUGUAUACGCUUUUAAAAAACCCUGGGCUUACCUUGCACAGAAAACCUAAACCAGCUUUGGGUAUCAGAGUUGCUAUGCAGACAAAUUCUGUUGAUGUAUUAUAAAACUGAAACUGGCACUGGAUUUAAUGGACAGAGGACAAUACAUCGGCUUGAGAGAGCUUAGAAUGGUGGGAUGCUACCAGAACACAUGCAACUAGAUUAUCUCCGGUGAAAGCAAGAGCUACAAUUGGCUAAAAUCUUUCACUCCGAUUAUAUUUGACCAAGUGGUUAAGAAAUACAGCACUAUUUCAUCAAGUUAAAAAUCUAAAGGAAUUUUGAGCAGUUAAACCCUGUUUAAAACUUACUUUGGCUAUGUGGGCCAUGAGGUAGCUUUGAAGGCUUAAACAAUAUCAGGAAUUUUUUGUCAGUGACUAUUUCCCAAUGAAUGGGAUCCUAAAGUAAUAGAAUAUAUUUAACUGGGAAGAGUUCUUCUGUAAGAAGUGUGACCAUGCCCCAUGACAGAGUGAAGGGAUCACUGGACAAAAUUUCACAAAACCCAUGAAUUCUAUUGCUCUAUUUGUAAAGUAUUUAGCACAGUGCCUGGCAUAUAGUAGGCACAUAAUGAAUGCUUAUUCCCUUCUCUUAUAUCUCAUAGCAUAUACAUGGGGCAG